AUCCUUUAGCAAGUCAACUAAUUGCCAUGUCAUUUGCUUGCGUGUUGAGUGUUUUAAUGCAGUUGUUAGGUCGUUGCCGGUAGCGAGUGUUCCCACCCUCGGAAAAAAAACACAUGCUAACUGCAAGCUAGCUAGCUUGCGACAUUUCUUGUUAUCGAGCCAACUAGAUAGACAUGAAGGUGAAGGUGAUAUCUAUCCUGGAGGAUAACUACAUGUACCUGGUGAUCGACGAGAAGAGCAGGGAGGGUAUCGCUGUGGACCCAGCGGUGCCGCACCGGAUGCUGGAGAUUGUAAAAAGGGAGGGAGUAUCUCUGACUGCUGUUCUUACCACGCACCAUCACUGGGACCAUGCCCGCGGGAAUGAGGCGCUGGCGAAGGAGAUCCCCGGGCUCAGGGUGUACGGGGGUGACGACCGCAUCGGGGCGCUAACUGACAAAGUCACAAACGCACAGGAGCUGAAGUUUGGCUCAAUCAACGUGAGGUGCUUGUCCACGCCCUGCCACACCUCAGGGCACGUGUGCUAUUUUGUGUGGGAGGACGACUGCGACGACGCUCCUGCUGUUUUUACAGGAGACACGCUGUUUGUGGCAGGCUGCGGGCGUUUUUUUGAGGGGACCGCAGAGCAGAUGCACCACAACCUUACCGAAGUGCUGGGGUCCCUGCCAAGAGACACGAAGGUCUUCUGUGGGCAUGAAUACACCAUCAAGAAUCUGAAGUUUGCUCUGAAGGUGGAACCAGAUAACGAGAGGGUGAAAGAGAUGCUGAGCUGGGCCCGGGGACGGGAUGACGAUGACAAACCAACAGUGCCGUCAACCUUGGUGGAGGAGUUUGAUUACAACCCGUUCCUGCGUCUCUCUGAGAAGAGUGUGCAGAAGUUCACGGGGAAGACGGACCCCGUGGAGGUGCUGCGGGUGCUGCGGCGGGAGAAGGACAGCUUCUCCAAGCCCAAGGAGCGCGUUCCGCCCCACGCCAUGCUGGCCCUGGAGUGGGGGCUGCUGGGGCCCUGAGCCCCACCCCUCCUGGCCCCGCCCCUCCCGAUGACACCGAACACCAGGGCAGAGGGAGAGGACGGGAUGAAUGAAAUGGCAGGUAUUUUCGUUUACCGCCAAACACAGCAAAUUGGCAGCCAAGAGGAGCGUUAGGCAACUGCCUUUGGUAAAGAAGGUUGACCGAACGGAGAAACUGUCGUUUCUCUCGUGUGCGAGCGUCACAUUCCACAUUACAUUUUUUCAGUUGGAACACUAGCGAAAGAGCUCACUCUCGGAGUGAGGACCACUAAGCUGCUGAGAAGCACGGCCCUUCAGCAUAUGAGAAGGACGUGCAGCCGUUCUCUUUGGGGCGUAACUCUGUCAGACGUUCUACAGGUCUGGCACACCCUCACGCAAAGCAGUUACCCAACCUAAAACAUUA
Megalops cyprinoides (Indo-Pacific tarpon) is the source of this 1410-nucleotide messenger RNA. Its product is annotated as hydroxyacylglutathione hydrolase-like protein. Lineage: Eukaryota; Metazoa; Chordata; Actinopteri; Elopiformes; Megalopidae. Gene Ontology annotation, molecular function: hydroxyacylglutathione hydrolase activity. Bases 174 to 1007 code for a protein of 277 amino acids. The transcript has 9 exons. The record is from RefSeq and is a predicted model, not a curated record.